Anoplopoma fimbria (sablefish) is the source of this 4118-nucleotide messenger RNA. It is a transcript of the gene gnl1, whose product is annotated as guanine nucleotide binding protein-like 1. Bases 157 to 1983 code for a protein of 608 amino acids. The record is from RefSeq and is a predicted model, not a curated record. NCBI's taxonomy places the organism in Eukaryota, Metazoa, Chordata, Actinopteri, Perciformes, Anoplopomatidae. The transcript has 12 exons. Gene Ontology annotation, molecular function: GTP binding; GTPase activity.
CCAUUCUCUGCGGUCUGCAGUGGAUAUGGCGUCACCGAAAAGUGUAGGAGUCGAGAAACUUCACCCAUGUAAAUAACGUCAAAGGGAGAGCUGUGUGACAAGCUGUGGGUAGCAAUUCCGCAGCAGUACAUAGCUUUAUUAACCAGCCUACUAACUAUGCCUCGGAAAAAGCCUUUUAGCAACAAACAGAAGAAGAAACAGCUACAAGUCAAACGGGACAGAAAGAGAGGUGACACAGGUUCAGGGCCGAGCAGCCGCAAUGCCAGUGUGGAGCGAGGAGACAGACAGUCGGACACCUCGGACAGUGAGACCACUGAUGUUAGGAGAAUAAAUCAGCAACCCUCCGGCAGAGAAGGUAGAUAUGACCCCAACAGGUUCCGACUGCACUUUGAGAGAGAGAGUAAAGAGGACGUGGAAAAGGGGAAGAAGUUGGCCAGGGAGAAGGUUCUUCAGCCAGUCUCAGAAAAAGAACAUGAGAUCGACAUCAAUGAUGUCUUCCCCUCAGAGAAAGGUCUUGGUUUCCCACGACGGCCGACCUGGAGUUAUGAGAUGACUAGAGAGAACCUGCUUAGGAAAGAGGAGAAGUCAUUCAGAGAGUACCUGGACGAACUGCACGCCAAAAACCCAGCUGGCUCUCUCAGCCACUUUGAGCACAAUCUGGAGACAUGGAGGCAGCUAUGGAGAGUGUUGGAGAUGUCUGAUAUCAUCCUGCUCAUCGUGGACAUCAGGCACCCGGUGCUGCAGUUCCCUCCAACCAUAUACCACUACAUCACAGGAGAGCUCCAGAAGCAGGUGAUCCUGGUGUUGAACAAAACCGACCUGUGUCCUCCUCCACUGGUAAUCGCCUGGAAACACUACCUGACCUCCCAGUUCCCCCACCUGCAUAUAGUCUGCUUCACCUCCCACCCUGGACAGCCCUACAGCACAGUGCUCCAGAAGAAGAGGAUGAGGAAGAAGGCUGACUGGAGUCACGCCGGAGGUCCUAUAGAUAUCCUGAAGGCCUGUCAGGAGAUCACAGCAGGGAGAGUUGACCUAUCCAGCUGGGAGCAGAAAAUUAAGCGAGAUGCUGUUGCCGAGCGACUGGAUGGGGAUCGGCCUGAUGAAGGAGCAGAGUCGGUGCUGAUGGAGCAUCAGAGUGACAGGGCUAUGGACAUGGGCAGCCUAUCCCAGGAGCUGUACAAAGAUGGAGUUCUCACACUGGGCUGCAUAGGCUUUCCAAAUGUUGGUAAGUCAUCUGUUCUAAACAGCCUGGUGGCGAGGAAGGUAGUGAGCGUGUCCCGAACCCCAGGCCACACCAAAUACUUCCAGACCUAUUACCUCACCCCGACAGUCAAACUCUGUGACUGCCCCGGACUGGUUUUUCCCUCCCUUGUCAAUAAACAGCUGCAGAUUCUGGCAGGUAUAUACCCAGUGUCUCAGCUGCAGGAGCCCUACAGCUCAGUUGGUUAUUUAUGCGCGAGGACCCCUUUCCUCUCUGUGCUAAAACUCAAACAUCCCAGUUUAAUGGAGAUGAAACCCCAUCACAGAAACGAGGGGUCUGAAGAUCUCAGCUGGACUGCCUGGGAUGUGUGUGAGGCAUGGGCGGAGAGGAGAGGCUAUAAGACAGCAAAAGCAGCUCGCAACGAUGUUUACCGUGCAGCGAAUAGUCUCCUGCGGUUGGCAAUUGACGGCAGAUUGUGCCUCUGCCUAAGACCACCUGGUUACAGCUGCUUGAGGGAGCACUGGGAAAAUCACCCAGAUUUGCCAGAUAUCGUUGCUCUGCAAGGGAGGACGGCAGAGGAGGAAGGAACCGCAGACGGGGACGACGAUGAUGACGGAGAGUCCAGCACCGAGCCAGAGGAAGAGAGAGACCGGGACGCAGACGAUGAUGAGGACGGAGACGAUGAAGACGAGGGCAUUAGACAUCCGAAACGGAAGGAAGACAAGCCGUCUGGUUUCACUGUCAACAUGUACAAUGUCCUCCGUGAAAAUGAGUGCGAGUGAUAACGGAGGGAAGGACGAGCAGGAAGACAUAAGUUGUUCCUCUUUCCUGACUUCUCCCCGUUUCUCCCAGUUAACUUUUCAUUCCUUUUUUUCCCCCCCCUAAAUCUGCAUUUCUUAUUUUUUUCUUGCAUCUCCACUCAACAUGUCAUUACCUUCUCUGUACAUUAACAUGAUCUAUUCUAAUUAAUUCACCCUGUUUCCCCCUCCCUAUAAUACUCAGAGCAUAUUCAUGUACCCAUGCUGUGCCUCUGCUCUGCUUGUUCAUCCAAGACGCUUGUUCCUUAGUGCUGCUUCUAAGAAUCUUCGAAGAAAGUUUGGUUUGAUUUUGUUUUCUUUUUUUUUUUUUGCAUGUAGCUCUCAGAAGCAAAUUAACGAAGUAACUUCCCUCAGCCUUGGAAUAAUCAACCAACUGGUUUUCAAUCUCUUUAUUUACAAGUGGCUUUACAGCUGAGAUGCCAAAGUUCAAGAAAGGAUGAUAAAACAAAUCGGAUGCACUGUCGAUAUGAUGUCAUUCACUGGAUAAGCCAUUUGGCUCUCAGAGCAGCUGGACCAUAUAUCUAAAACUUUAUAGACCAUAGUUUGUCAAAACUUUGAUUAAAGGGUGUGGGGAUGGGAUAUGAGAGAUUUAAGGCCAUAAAAGUGGAACAAAUAAAACCACCAUUUUACACACAGCUUUGCAGUUACCAGUAUUACGGCUCUCUUAGAGGUUAAGUUCUCUGAAUUUGUUUUUGAUUUAGAUAUCACUGUACCGAGAGGUGAUAUUUUAUUUGGUGGUGUUCUACACAGUCAGCUGGAAAUCUCAAAACAUGUUAGGUGUUGGGGGAGGGGAGGGUUGUUGAAUCCUGUAUUGCUGGACGAGGCUGAUUCAGGAACUGAAUUUGUAGUGUUUUAACUACUACAGAUAUUAUCCUUAGAUGCUGACAGGGAGCUACAGUGUUUAGUACAGGAUUUUGGGUACACUCAUUCAGCAAAAUGAUAUGUUGAUGGCAGUUUGAUCAAACAGAGACGGCUAAACAAUCAAUGACAGGAAUAGUUGGACAUUUUGGGAAAUUCGCUUUCUUCCAGAGAGUUGGACGACAAGAUUGACGCCACUGUUGUAUCAGUCCCGUAAAUAUGAAGUUACAGUGACAAAAGCUUAGCUUAGCACAAAGACUUGAAAUGGAAGGAAACAGCUAGCUUAAUUGUUGUCCGAAAGGCAGGAAAACCAGCCUACCAGGGCUUCUAAAGAUCACUAUUUACACAUUAUUAUCUUAUUAAGCUGUACAAAAAGCGUAACAAUGUCACAUGGUUUUAAAACUCCAAGAGCAAAAAAUCGUCCAGGACAUACCCCCUAGGAAACCUCAGUGUGUGCUUUUAUAUGAAUUAAAAGAUAUAGCGUGCUAAUAAGUGAGUUUUGAAUGUGCUUAUAUUUACCAUACAGAUAUGAGUCUAAUGAAUCUUUUCCCCUGACUCUCUGCAUGAAAGUGAAUAAGCAUAUUAACCAAAACGUUGAACUUCCUCUCACCACACAGACAGACAGACGAGUCAUCUUUGCGUCCAUCUGCACAUCAUUACAAACAACAUUACACACUCCAUCUGUGUUGUUAUUAACUAUAGCUUUGACACAGGGCUCAACUUCAAGGUCAGAUCUUCGAAUGUUGUUGAGACACAUGCUGCAGACGGUUCUCUGUGUUCCUCUAUGCCGUGUUUUAAUACAAUUUUCUGUUGAAACUAGAUAAAUUCAACAUUUUUGCUGUUUAAGGGGUCCAUCUCUCUCACUUUCUGUGUGAUGGACCCGCUGCAAUCCUGAGUGCUGUAUUAUUGUGUGCUGAUGUUUUACCUCAUUCAUGUAUUCACAGAGGGAACUCUACAGCACAGUGCUGUGUUACUGUGUAAUACAUCACACUGCAGCCCCUUGCAGUCAUUUCUACCAUUGGUACAGUGUAAAGCAGACACUCAACACUACCACGCUAUUAGGAGCACAACAGACCUUUAGUUGUGUUGAUGGGAAAUGUUUUUUGUUGGAAAUAUUAAAACUGACAGCGUCGGGAGUGUGUAGUGUGAAGGCUUGAGGUGUUUUGCUGCAUUCCUCAUUUCAUUCCUAGUACACCUAAUGAUGACUUGACUGCUUUCUGCAAUAAAAUAAAAGUAUUCAU